GUCAUAUGAGAAAUGUCAGUGAUGUCUCAUGUCAAAUAAUUCUUUGCUAUCGCUUGCUGCUUUGCCCUCUAGUUUGUUUGAUGCGAAAUGUUAGUCUAAUAAUAGUGCGUCUUUUUGUUUAUUUUUCGUUUUGAUAUUUCUCACGCCUGCUGCGGUCGCGUCUUUACUAAAAAUAAUGUAACCGAUAUUGCGAUGUUAAUUUUGGAACGGCAGGUGGCAAAGUCAAAUAACAUUUCGACAUUUUAACCUAGGUAGUGUAGACUAACAUUCCUUAUUAGUAACUUAAAAAACUACAUUUUAAUCUUUUCGCUUAAAAAAAUGAAGAACAGAGUUAGGAAUACUAAUUCUUCAAUAAAAUCCGGUGCUUUGUUACUGUCGGAACAGCCCUUCGCGUUCGUUCUGUCUUCGAAGGAACAAGGAAACCGGUGCGACAAUUGUUUACAAAAGGUCAAAGUACUGAAAUGCUCUGGAUGCCAGUUUGUUCACUAUUGUGGAAGAUCAUGCCAAAAAGAUGCCUGGGGUGACCAUAAGUGGGAAUGUGCGAACUUGAAAAGGGUGGCGCCGAAAGUUAUACCGGACGGGGCGCGCAUGCUGGCCAAAGUGAUAAACCGGCUGAAUCGAGGCGACGGACACUCUUAUAGGGCUUUCUACUCGGCCACCUCCUUCAGGAUGUGGAAGGAUUUGAUGUCGCAUUACUCAGAUUUAAAAGCGGACGUGAAGCGAAUGGAUCACUUCACGUCACUGUGCGGCGUGCUCUAUGAGUUCCUGAGGGACAUAUCGCUGCCGAACACUGUGGAACUCAUGGGCAUGUACGGGCGGAUGGUAAUCAACAGCUUCAUGAUCUUGGACACAGAUAUGAACUCUGUGGGCACGGGUAUUUAUUUAGGGUCCUCAAUUAUCGACCAUAGCUGUGAUCCCAACGCCGUGGUGGCGUUCGACGGGAAGACGAUCAACAUCAGAGCUAUACAAGAUAUGCCGACCCUGGAUUGGAAGCAGAUUCGAAUCUCGUACAUCGACCUGAUGAAGACACCCUACGACCGGCAGACGGAGCUGCUGAAGAACUACUAUUUCCUUUGCCAGUGUCACAGGUGCAUGGACGAAACCCAAAUAAAAUACGUGCACGCGGCUAAAUGUUUGAACAGUGAGUGUGUUAAUCCGGUCAACAUUCCAUGGAAGGAUAACUUGUUGUUGGUCAGAAAGGCUGAAAACGAGAAUGGUAAAGAAAAUGGCAAAGAAUACAGUGAAGAUAUAGUACCUGUGAGUAAGAACGGAGUUAUUGGCCAAGAUUCGUUAUGUUGCGAAGAAUGUGGGACGAAGUAUACGGAAAGUCAUGUACAGACGUUUAUAAAAACAAUGGAGUUUACACACGAACAUUUGAAGAGUAUGGAAGGUGCGUCUGUAUCUUAUGUAGAUGUGUGCAAGUACUGUCUAGACCGGCAGGAGGGGUUGGUGCACCCACUGAACGUGAUGCACGCGCAGACGCUCGACCACGCGUUCGACGCGCUCAUACAAAUGCAGCUGUGGGAGAGAGCGUGCGUGUACGCAGAGAAGUUGAUUCCGUGUUUUAGAUUUUAUUAUGGCCAAAAAAAUCCUUUAUUGGGACUCUUGCAUUUGAAAUAUGGUAAGAUAUUACUAUACAAAAUGGACUUGAAUAAAGCGCUCCACCAACUGAAAUGUGCUGAGAAAAUCUUGAAGAUUACGCAUGGAGACAUGCAUCCAUUGUACAGGGAGCAAUUGUUGCCUUUACUGCAUCAAGCAAUGGUUGAAUCGUAAAUUUCAUUUGUGCCUCUUUUGAUGUCAAUUAAUUUUUAAGUCACAAGGCUGUGUGUGCAAUAAAUUGGAUUAAGUUUAUGUGUAGAUGUAAGGUUUCAGAAUAAAUCAAAAUAAUUUCUUA
Manduca sexta (tobacco hornworm) is the source of this 1894-nucleotide messenger RNA. It is a transcript of the gene Smyd3, whose product is annotated as histone-lysine N-methyltransferase SMYD3. The transcript has 9 exons. The record is from RefSeq and is a predicted model, not a curated record. Lineage: Eukaryota; Metazoa; Arthropoda; Insecta; Lepidoptera; Sphingidae. Gene Ontology annotation, cellular component: nucleus. The coding region runs from base 319 to 1773 and encodes 484 amino acids. Gene Ontology annotation, molecular function: protein binding.